Molecule: messenger RNA, 1889 nt
Organism: Clupea harengus (Atlantic herring)
Lineage: Eukaryota; Metazoa; Chordata; Actinopteri; Clupeiformes; Clupeidae
Gene: ddx47
Product: DEAD-box helicase 47
Cellular component (GO): cytosol
Molecular function (GO): nucleic acid binding; ATP binding; RNA helicase activity
Source: RefSeq, a predicted model, not a curated record
UCCGGACAUGCGUAUAAUCUACCCAUUUUAACACGGGGCAAGUAAGCAUGGCGCACGUUCAGGAGGAGAUAGAAACAAAUAAUGGAAUAAAAACCGAGGAUCCGAGUGACGACGAAACAAAUAAUGAACACACGACCGAAAGCUUGGACGGAGAGGAUGGCGGCAAUGAAAAAGAGGAACCUGUCAAGACAUUUAAAGAUUUGGGUGUAACAGAGGUACUUUGUGAAGCCUGUGACCUGUUGGGAUGGAAGAUUCCCACUAAGAUCCAGGUAGAAGCCAUACCAGUGGCUCUGGAAGGUCGAGAUGUUAUUGGCCUGGCAGAGACUGGAUCUGGAAAGACAGGGGCGUUUGCUCUGCCCAUCCUUCAGUCGCUCCUCUCCUCUCCUCAAAGGCUCCACACGUUAGUGCUCACUCCCACAAGAGAGCUUGCCUUCCAGAUUGCAGAGCAGUUUGAAGCUUUGGGCUCCAGCAUUGGUGUGAAGACAGCUGUGAUUGUUGGUGGUGUUGAUCAGAUGUCUCAAGCCUUGGUAUUGGCCAAGAAACCCCACAUUAUCAUUGCCACCCCAGGGAGACUGGUCGACCAUCUGGAAAACACGAAAGGUUUCAACCUGAGAGCUCUUAAGUUUCUUAUAAUGGAUGAGGCAGACAGGAUUCUCAACAUGGAUUUCGAAGCAGAGGUGGAUAAGAUCCUGAAAGUGAUUCCCCGCGAGAGGCGUACUUUUCUUUUCUCUGCUACUAUGACCAAAAAGGUCCAGAAACUACAGCGUGCAGCUCUGAAGGACGCAGUCAAAUGUUCAGUAUCCACUAAAUAUUCAACAGUGGAAAAGCUCCAACAAUAUUACAUUUUCAUACCAUCAAAAUACAAGGAUUGCUACCUGGUGUCCAUACUGAACGAACUGGCAGGAAACUCCUUCAUGAUCUUUUGUAGUACGUGCAACAAUGCCCAGAGGGUGGCGCUGAUGCUUCGGAACUUGGGCAUCACUGCGAUACCACUGCAUGGGCAGAUGAGCCAGGACAAACGUUUGGGAGCCCUUAACAAAUUUAAGUCCAAAUCGCGCUCCGUACUGCUGGCUACAGAUGUGGCGUCACGAGGACUGGACAUUCCGCAUGUGGACUGUGUCAUCAACUUUGACAUCCCCACUCAUUCUAAGGACUAUAUUCACAGAGUGGGAAGAACAGCCAGAGCAGGGCGCUCAGGGAAAUCCAUCACUUUUGUCACACAGUACGACGUGGAGCUUUUCCAGCGAAUUGAAACACUGAUUGGAAAGAAGCUGCCAUCCUUCCCGACGCAAGAAGAGGAAGUGAUGAUGCUAGUGGAGAGAGUUAGCGAAGCCCAGAGAUUUGCCAGGAUUGAAUUGAAGGAGCAAUUAGGAAAGAGGAAACGGCCAAGAGGUGGCGAUGAUGAUGGUGAUGAUACAGAACAGUCCAGUGGCGUACGGAAAAAAGUGCAAGGAGGAAAUUUUAGCAGUGGUGGAGGAGGAGGAGGAGGAGGAGGAGGAAGAGGCCGCGGUGGUGGAAGAGGACGUGGUGGUGGAGGAGGAAGAGGACGUGGUGGUGGAGGAGGAAGAGGACGCGGUGGUGGAGGAGGAAGAGGUCGCGGUGGGGGUUCUAGGGGGCGAUAGACAUCAAGACUAGGAAAUUAGAAUAACGAGAUGAGUAAUGUAUAUAUUAUAAAUAUUCAUUUUUUUCACAAUAGUAUGUCGAUUCAGAGAGAGAGAGAGAGAUCCCUUUGUGAAAUCUCUUCCCAGUGCAAUGAUACUCCACACGUUAUGGAGACAGACAACUGUUUAAACACAUUCACUAUGUAAUGGUAAUCUCUUGUCCCCCAAGUUCCUUUCAAAACCUCACAGACUUUGAAAUAAAAAAUUCAGAAAUGUUUUGAUGGGGAA